CUUUCAAACACAAUCAAUAAUAAUCAGAAAAUGGAUGGACGAACCAGGGGUCAAAGUUGUUGAUUGAAUGAGUGCAGCUAAUCAUUUCUAAUUUAACUUUUCAUUCGAGAGGUACGAUAGUCGUUGGUCGUAUAAUGUUCUGAAUAUUUUUUGUAUCGUAUAAACACAUUUAAAGCCGGUUAAAAUGUUGCGAGUCUCCGGUAACAUCGUGAGAAAACAGUCCAGGAAAAGACUGUUGAAAAAAUUAGGUUUUUGUGACUUUAGCACUGGUUCACAGGUUCCUUCACAAGCCGAUGUCGUGAUCAUAGGUGGCGGCACUGCCGGGUGUAACUUGUUGUACCAACUGUCCAAAAGAGGAAUACAAGCAGUGCUAUUGGAAAGAGGAAAAGUCACAAACGGCACAACAUGGCACACAGGUGGCUUGUUGUGGAGACUCAGCAACCCGGGAGAUGUGGAUAUCCAACUUUUGGAGGCAAGCAGAAACAUUUACAUGGGUCUGGAGCAAGACACAGGGGUGAAUCCAGGUCAUGUUAUGAACGGGGGAUUGUUCAUUGCCAGAACUGAUGAAAGAAUCGAAGAAUACAAAAGGGCCCAUUCGCUAGGGCACUACUUCAACAUCGAGACCCAGAUGAUAACACCCUCCGAGGCAGCAAAGUUAUCUCCAGUUCUGAACCCCAAGACCUUCAAAGCUGCCUUGUAUUGUCCAGGGGAUGGUCAUAUGGAUCCCAGCAUGCUUUGUUCGUCCUUGAUGAAAGGAGCUACUAAGCGUGGUGCACAGCUUUUCGAGAACUGUGCAGUCACAAGCAUCGUUACGGAACCCGUGGCCAAUCUGAGAAAGGUAACAGCCGUUGAGACGACCAACGGUACCAUCAAAACGAACUGUGUGGUCAAUUCUGCUGGUGUUUGGUCUAGAAACGUCAGUCAGAUGGUAGGGGUUGAUAUACCUUUGACUGCCAUCAAACACUCGUAUGUUAUCACUGACAGUAUACCAGACCUGAAGGGUACGCCAAAUUUAAGAGAUCUGGAUGGCGACACUUAUCUAAAAGUGCAAGGGGAUACUUUCCAUUUGGGAGGUUAUGAGAGGAAUCCUGAAAUAGUGAAAGAGGUACCAUCUGAUUUCAAUUUUGGACUUUACGAAUUGGACAAAUCCAUAUUCCAUGUCCACAUGGAAAGAGCAAGAGAAAUCUGCCCAAUAUUCGAAAGGAUUGGCAUUAAAUCUGAUAUAUGUGGACCUGAAUCCUUCACCCCUGAUCAUAAACCACUGAUUGGCGAAGAUCCGAGAGUUUUAGGCAUGUUCCACAACUGCGGUUACAACUCUGGAGGCAUACAGCUGAGUGGAGGCGUUACCGAACAACUUGCCAUCUGGAUAGCAACAGGAAGGCCUGAAGUUCAUAUGUUCAAUUAUGACAUCAAGAGAUUCAGUCUACUGCAAAGAUCCGACAGAGCUUGGGUUACAGAAAGUAGUCACGAAGCUUAUGUAACAAAAUAUAACAUCGUCUUCCCAAAUGAUCAGAAAUUGGCUGGAAGAAAUCACAAGAUAGACAUGUUCCACGAGGCUCUAGUGGCUAGGGGAGCUGUUAUGGAGCAAGUACAGGGCGUUGAGAGACCUUCCUACUACGUUAAAGACCGUACAGUUCCUGUUAGGAGUUACGAUUGGUAUGGAGCCUACGAUCAUGUCAAGAAUCCGGAUAACAGAUACGAAAAAGAACUUGAAGGAGACAGGACCUUUGGAUUCUCUGCACACCAUCAUGCCAUCGGCGAAGAGGCUCUGUCGAUCAGAAACAGUGUUGGUCUCUUCAACCUCUCCCACUUCACCAAGAUGUACCUAACUGGUCCAGACGCGCAAGAGGCUGCAGACUGGCUGUUCACUGUUGAUACAGAUCUUGGUACAGGCAGGGUUGCUUACUCGUGUCUUUUGAACAGCAAAGGUGGUAUUGAAGCUGAUUGUACUGUAACACAACUCAGUGAAGGAGUUGGUACCCUUGUCGGUCCAAUUAUGAAGGGCAAGGGCUAUUAUGUAGUAGCUUGCGGAGAAAGUGGACCACAAGCAGUAAAUCACAUAAGGAAAGAAUUGAUAAAGAAAAAUUUCAAGGCCGUUAUUACAGACACUACAGAUAGAAUGGGAAUCCUUUCUCUUCAAGGACCUAAAAGUCGGCAAUUACUACAAUCUGUCACAGAUUUCCCUAUAACAGAUGAUAGGUUUCCUUUGGGAAUGUCCCAACUGAUUAAAAUAAAUGGCCAUAUUUGCAGAGCUAUGAGAAUAAGUUUUGUAGGAGAAUUAGGAUAUCAACUACAUAUACCUGUAGCCUUCUGUAUCCCUAUCUACAACAAGCUUUCAGAUGCUGGAAAAGGUUUUGACCUCCAACACAUUGGUUUCAGGGCGUUCUAUUCUUUACAAUGUGAAAAAGGUUAUCACUUAUGGAAUCACGACAUAAGAUUAGAUGACAACCCUGUAGAGGCAGACCUUAGAGGUAUCUGCAGAGAAAAUGGUCAAUACUUAGGCAAACAGCAUGUAGAUAAAUUGAAGAAACAUGGAUGCCACAAAAGGAGAGCUUUCUUUACCUUGCAAAAUGAUGUAUGUGUUCAUGGCAAUGAAACCAUUUGGAGAGACGAUCAUAUAGUUGGGUACUUAAGAAGAGGCAACUAUGGUUACAGCUUAGACUGUAGCAUUGGUAUUGGAUAUGUUCAACAUCCCAAAGGUAAAGUAGUAGAUGAUGAAUUCCUCAAGAGUGGAAAAUAUGAAAUAGAAGUAUCGAAUAGAAGAUACCCUGCCACCUUAUUUUUGAAGAGCCCGUUUGAUCCAACUCACAAUAGGAUUUUAGGAGAUUACGAGUUUGAAGUGCAGGAACAAGACCAUUUCGAAGACUGAUAUUUUGACAUGUGAACAUUUAAAAUUGUGGGAUUUAAAUUAAAAUAAAUUGAAUCAUUUUACAAUCA
Molecule: messenger RNA, 2937 nt
Organism: Harmonia axyridis
Lineage: Eukaryota; Metazoa; Arthropoda; Insecta; Coleoptera; Coccinellidae
Product: sarcosine dehydrogenase, mitochondrial
Exons: 12
Coding region: 185-2869 (894 amino acids)
Cellular component (GO): cytoplasm; mitochondrion; mitochondrial matrix
Molecular function (GO): protein binding; sarcosine dehydrogenase activity
Source: RefSeq, a predicted model, not a curated record